UAAAAAAUAUAAAUUUGGAAAACUUGAUGUCCGAUUUACUGUCGUGAUCAUGGCGCUCAUGUCGUUUCGAUCUUUCCUCUUCCUCGCGCGCUUCACCAAACCGCACCACCGUCCUCAUCUCUCCACGCGCCGUUCCCCACUCUCAUCUCUCCACGCGCCAUCCUGUUCUCCCCAUAUCGACGAGCGCCUCGUCCUCGACCAAAUUUCCCACCUUUUCUCCAUUCCCACUUCCAAAUCCCAAAACCCCGUUUCGAAACCCCUCGAACCGCCGCAGCCAGACGCGAAAGCGGUGGACGCGUUUUUGCCUGCUGAAGACAAACUGCGCGGAGUCUUCCUCCAGAAGCUAAAGGGCAAGGCUGCAAUCGAAACCGCUUUGUCCAAUGUUGGUGCUGACGUCGACGUUAGCGUUCUCGGUAAAGUGCUCAACAAUGGGAACCUCAGUGGUGAAUCUAUGGUCACGUUUUUUAACUGGGCAAUUAAGCAACCAGGGGUACCCAAUGAUGUUGGUAGUUACCAUGUGAUUGUUAAGGCAUUAGGAAGAAGAAAGUUUUUUGUGUUUAUGAUGGGUGUGUUGGGUGACAUGAGAAAACGUGGCAUUGAUGGUGAUUUGUUGAUGUUGUCUAUUGUUAUUGAUAGUUUUGUUAGGGCUGGUCAUGUGUCUAGGGCAAUUCAGAUAUUUGGGAGCUUGGAUGAUCUUGGGGUUCGGCGUGACACUGAGGCUUUGAACGUGCUUUUGUCGUGUCUAUGUCAUCGUUCUCAUGUUGGUGCUGCCAAUUCUGUGUUGAAUUCGGUGAAGGGGAAGGUGUGUUUUGAUGUUGGUACAUACAAUGUGGUUGCUGGUGGGUGGUCUAAGAUUGGUAAGGUGGGUGAGGUUGAGAGGAUUAUGAGGGAAAUGGAGGCUGAUGGGGUUGCACCCGAUUGUAGGACGUUUGGAUUCCUUAUGGAGAGCUUGGGGAGGGUAGGUAGAAUGGAUGAAGCUGUUGAAGUUUUUUGUGGUAUGAGGGAGAAGAAUUGCCAACCAGAUACUGCUGCUUAUAAUGCAAUGAUUUUCAAUUUUGUGUCUGUUGGGGAUUUUGAGGGGUGCAUGAAGUAUUAUAAUAGGAUGUUGAGUGAUAAUUGUGAACCUGAUCUUGAUACGUUUAAUAGAAUAAUUACUGCGUUUCUCAGAGUGAGGAAAGUGGCUGAUGCGCUUCAGAUGUUCGAUGAGAUGUUGAACCGAGGUGUUGUGCCGUCUAUUGGGACCAUAACAACCUUUAUCAAACGAUUGUGUAGCUAUGGUCCACCUUAUGCUGCUUUGGUGAUAUACAAGAAGGCAAGAAAAUCAGGGUGUGUGAUAUCAAUGGAAGCUUAUAAGAUACUGCUUAUGCGGCUUUCUGAGGUAGGAAAAUGUGGAACAUUGUUGAGCAUAUGGGAGGAGAUGCAAGAAUGUGGGUACAAUUCAGAUUUGGAAGUUUAUGAGUAUAUCAUCAGUGGUCUUUGCAAUGUUGGACAACUGGAAAAUGCUGUUCUUGUUAUGGAGGAGGCUCUGGGCAAGAGGUUUUGCCCAAGGAGGCUAGUAUAUAGUAAACUGAGCAACAGGCUGCUUGCUACAAAGAAAACAGAGAUAGCUUACAAGCUGUUUCUGAAGAUCAAACAUGCCCGUUCCCUUGAAAACGCAAGAAAUUAUUGGCGUGGUAAUGGUUGGCACUUUUGAACCUGAGACAAAGGUUGCCAAAGCAAGUGUGCCAACUCAUCUGGAGAUCGCGUAUUUGCUAGUCCUCUUGCUAGAAAGUUGGCCGAAGAGAAAAAUGUACCACUCUGUAGCAUUAAAGGAACAGGAAAUGUAGGAGUCAUUGUGAAGGCUGAUGAAGAUUUCUUAGCUUCUAGUCAAGUUUCCGCAUUCUCAAAGGCCAUGGGUGCAACAGACGCAGCUCUGGAUUAUAUCAACAUUCCUCUCUCAGAUACGGAAGGUCGCAGCUUCACCGCUGUUAUUAUCAGAGCAAACUAUUCCUCAUUACUAUUCAACAGUAGAUGCAUGUGUUAAUAAACUCAUGAGUGUGUGGAGCAAACUCAAUUCAUUGCGAGAAGUCUCUAGUGGCUCCCGCUUAUCAGUUAAUGACCUUGUAAUCAAGGCUGCUGCAUUGGCUCUCCGUAAAGUUCCUCAAUGUAACAGUUCAUGGGCAAAUGAUUAUAUUCGCCAGUAUAACAAUGUGAAUAUUAAUGUAGCUGUGCUGACUCAUAAUUAUGUAUAUUAGUUCUUAUAGGAGUGUACUCUUGAUAAUUUGCCCAAACUUUUCAAUCAUUUUCACUUGAAAUAUGCAUAACUUUUUUUUUAAUUUUGAUAUGGUAAACUAUAAAGAGCUCUCUUCAUUUAGUGCGUUGGUAAUUC
Molecule: messenger RNA, 2368 nt
Organism: Vigna radiata var. radiata (mung bean)
Lineage: Eukaryota; Viridiplantae; Streptophyta; Magnoliopsida; Fabales; Fabaceae
Product: putative pentatricopeptide repeat-containing protein At5g43820
Exons: 7
Coding region: 50-1693 (547 amino acids)
Molecular function (GO): protein binding
Source: RefSeq, a predicted model, not a curated record